AUGCCUCCCCUGAAAGGGUUCUCUGAUAAUCCCUUACAAACAAGGGAUGACCUGGAGUUGGCAGCUCUGUCCAUACUAGAGCCAUUGCAUGCAUACUUCUCUCCUGGUCGAGCCAAAAUUCGCCUUCCCGUUGGGACAGGUGCGCAUUUUGAUGAUUUGGCCGCUCAGUUGGAAGGGUUUGCUCGUCCACUCUGGACAGUUGGUGCCAUUCUCUCGGGUUCGAGCAACAGCACAGGGACUCCUUUAUCGGCUCGUUACAGGGAAAUACUGGAGCCAUGGAUUGAAGGCUUUCGCUCUGGCACGGAUCCAGAUCAUGAAGACUACUGGGGUGAGAUCAGCGAACUAGGUCAGCGCAUGGUAGAAGCUGAGAUAAUAUCGUUUGCCUUGAUCUCUGCCCCGGAUGUCCUUUAUCACAACCAGGAUAAGCGGACAAAGUACAAUAUAGAAGCUUGGCUGCGUGGCAUGAACAACAAGCCAAUGCCCGAUAACAACUGGCGAUGGUUUCGAGUUAUUUCGAAUCUUGCCCUCAUCCGCGUCUGCAGUGUACCAGCCCAAGAGCUUGCCAGCACAAUGGACUCCGACUUCGCUAUUUUGGACUCGUUUUACCUCGAGGAUGGCUGGUCCGGUGAUGGUCCGUGGCUGAGCACUGAACAGGAAAUGCAACAAGACGCGGCGUACGAAAAGACAGGCCGAAGAGAUGCAAUAGGUCCCGGACGUCAAGCGGACUAUUACUCUGGAAGCUUUGCGCUUCAGUUUAGCCAGCUUCUGUAUAUCAAAUUUGCCAGUGAUAUUGAUCCGCAGCGGGUCGCCAAAUAUCAGCAGCAGGCGAGAGAAUUUGGGGCUUCGAUCUGGAAAUAUUUUGAUGCAGACGGCUCAGCAAUACCAUUCGGUCGGUCUCUUACAUACCGAUUCGCUUGUGGCGGGUUCUUUGCGGCUCUAGCUGUAGCAAAGGUUCCGGACAUGCCAUUCCCACUGGCAGACCCGGGUAGUAUCAGGGGCUUCCUGUUGCGCCACCUCCGUUGGUGGGCGAAGAACUCGGAUGACAUUUUCCAUGCUGAUGGUACCCUGAAUAUAGGCUGGAAGUACCCCAAUAUGUUCAUGUGUGAGGACUAUAACUCUCCACAGUCGCCUUACUGGUGCAUGAAAUCACUUAUUGCUCUGUCUUUGAGCCAAGACGACGAGUUCUGGACUGCCUCAGAACAGCCUUAUCCGCCGCUAUUCAAGCCCAGCCUUGUCCCUGCUCCAAGGCAGAUUGUCAGCAAUCACCCGAUGGGUAAUCACCACUUCUUUCUGUCGCCAGCCCAGUUCGUCGCCUGGCCUAUGAAGGCAACACAGGCCAAAUACUCCAAGUUUGAGUACUCGUCGGCAUUCACUUUCUCUGUUCCUACUGGCCCACUGAUUCAGCAAAUUGCACCAGACUGUAUGCUGGCUUUGAGUCGUGAUGGGGCUGAGACCUGGGCAGUGAAAUGGAAAUGCUCACAAGCUACGUUUCCCCAAGCUAUCCUAUACGCCAAUGGGGAUAAAUCUUCAAUUACCAUUGCAAAGGUACGUUGGUGUCCUUGGGGAGAUAGGCAGAUCGAGAUUGAGACAACCCUUGUUCCGCCGACGGAUCGAUGGCCAGAUUGGCACGUUCGCCUUCACCGUAUUCGUGUGAAGACUUCGUUGCGAACUCUACAUACGAUUGAAGGCGGGUUCGCAUCGCCAUCACGUUGCGCCAAAGACGGCACCAAACUUCCCUUUAUCAAUAAGCUUGCUGCCGACGCAGAGAUCAGGACGGCCGAAGGCAUUCUCGGAUCCGAAGAUUGCACCCUGAUACUCUCGGCUGCUGGCUGCAGCGGUGUAUCGGUUGCAUCGCUGAAGACUGCACCAUUGCUGCCACAAAUAAGCUCCAGUGCCCUUCAGCCAGAUUCUAACACAAACUUGGCCUAUCCCCGAACCGUGAUACCAGUCGUGGAGCGCAACAAGACCGACGGGUUGGAAGCUGGUACUGAGUUUGUUUUUGCGACGAGCGUAUUUGCCAUAUCGGCCGGUGCCAAUGGUGGCAGGGAAAUUGUUUCCAGAAGCCUAGCUGAGAGAUGGGCAGAUAAGCCCCAGAUUUGUAUUUCAUCUGGUGAUGGGUACACUAAAGGGGCAGAUUGCAUAGUCUUGGACGGUUGA
This is a messenger RNA of Penicillium canescens, 2157 nucleotides long. RefSeq names its product glycoside hydrolase family 154 protein. NCBI's taxonomy places the organism in Eukaryota, Fungi, Ascomycota, Eurotiomycetes, Eurotiales, Aspergillaceae. The record is from RefSeq and is a predicted model, not a curated record. The transcript has 3 exons. Bases 1 to 2157 code for a protein of 718 amino acids.